Colletotrichum gloeosporioides is the source of this 288-nucleotide messenger RNA. RefSeq names its product Ubiquitin-like protein 1. NCBI's taxonomy places the organism in Eukaryota, Fungi, Ascomycota, Sordariomycetes, Glomerellales, Glomerellaceae. The record is from RefSeq and is a predicted model, not a curated record. The transcript is spliced from 4 exons. Gene Ontology annotation, biological process: protein neddylation; modification-dependent protein catabolic process; regulation of proteolysis. Gene Ontology annotation, molecular function: protein tag activity; ubiquitin protein ligase binding. Gene Ontology annotation, cellular component: cytoplasm; nucleus. The coding region runs from base 1 to 288 and encodes 95 amino acids.
AUGUUGAUCAAGGUGCGCACGCUGACCGGCAAGGAGAUCGAGCUCGACAUCGAGAACGAGUACAAGACGGAUGACGACGACCACAAGACUGAAACUCGGACGCAGGUCUCGCAGAUCAAGGAAAAGGUCGAGGAGAAGGAGGGCAUCCCGCCCGUCCAACAAAGACUCAUCUACGGUGGAAAGCAGAUGGUCGACGAUAAGUCAGCUUCGGAGUAUGGCCUCGAGGCCGGCGCCACUCUCCAUCUCGUGCUGGCUCUCCGAGGUGGCAAGGCUUCCAACGUGUGCUGA